Messenger RNA from Alternaria rosae, 726 nucleotides. RefSeq lists its product as uncharacterized. The transcript is spliced from 2 exons. Lineage: Eukaryota; Fungi; Ascomycota; Dothideomycetes; Pleosporales; Pleosporaceae. The record is from RefSeq and is a predicted model, not a curated record. Bases 157 to 726 code for a protein of 189 amino acids.
CUUCGACAUUACGCGCUAAGCCCGCUUUGAGCCUAGCGUAUUGUCGCUCACCCGGCCGAAAAUCAAUCCAUCCGUGGUCCACGAGCCUUUUCACCCCCACUCGCUGCUCCUUCACUCUACGUCACCGUGCAUACAGAUGAAAGGCAUGGGAAAGCCAUGAAGAAUGCCGUCCUUUCGCUCCUCGCCAGACAGUCGCUGCGCACGUUCAAAGUCAACUAUGCUCCCGAUUACAAGAACUUCAUCCUCAACCACGUCGCGACCGAUCCCUCGCAUCCCCUCUUCGAGACGCAGCGCCGCAGACAGAUAGAGAAGAAAAAGGAGGGGCUAUGGUGGCAUGCGACUACAGCCGCCGACUUGAACAAGUCCAGCUGUGUAAGAGCAUGGGCUAGACGGCGUCUGCGCAAUGCGAUAACAGAGGAGCUCAAAGCCCGUGGAUACGACGAGAACGGCAAGUUUGUCGAUGUCGAAAUCCUAAAGACUCGCCCAGAUUUGAUGGGUGUACUGCGCGCGGGCAAGACACUGGAUUUGAAGGGUAGCUUGAGGUUCCAUGUCCAGCCGCCUCUGAUUCCGGCCAAGUAUGUAGAUGUACGCGCAGAGACUGCCGUUGUCAUAGAGGCUGUGGCCAACGGUACGAGGAGCGCGGUUGGAGAUUUCGCUUCAGCCAAGCCGGCAAAGACUCGCCCUUCGUGGAACCCGCCUGCUGCUGCGCAAGGGCGCCCGCAAUGA